CAGCUGAGCACAGGACCCUACCAUUCCCCUGCGACACAGGGGACACCAGAGGAAAAACGGCCCCAGUUUUAAAUAAUUACACACAAAUAGGUCAGCAAACAGUGGCUAUUUAAAAAUGUUAAAACUCUAUAUCAGGAAUUUGUUACAGUUUACCGGUGCAUCUUUAGAAUAUUUUUUGUCCGGACAUCCCCGGCAAACUUGGAUGGUUCCUAAAAUGGCGGCGGUAUCUGUCAGUGUGGAGUGAAACUUUCCCAUUUUAAGCGAAGAAUUUGACAUUAUUCUAACAUAUUGAAGUCGCCCGUUUAUCAAAGUAAGCAUUGCCGGACUACAGAGGCGUUUGACAGGGAUCGUCAGGACCGAGCAGCGUCACUCUGGGCACUGGUUUUGGUCGCCAAAUCGCCGGGCUUCCCUCGAAGUUGACGGUGGCUAACGUGAAGUGGCUGACAUUUCUUUCGCACCGAGUGUUGUUGUCAUCACACUGCUCAACGCGGAACCGCCUGCUGAGAUUGGCCGUCGGCCGAGUAGCUAGCUAGCUCGCGGGUCAAGUGCGUUGAAAACGAGUCGGCGGCUUUUCGUUGAACUGGGUCCCGUGUCCGCCCGUCAGUCGGAAUAGAGAGGUGGUGUUGGAUGUCACCACCAGUCCCUGUCAUCAGGCUCAAUCUGGUUUGCUAGCGUCGGGCAGCCAUCCUGGCAAAUCAAAUGGAGAAGCUCCAGGACCUGAGCCAAUCAGAGCUACAGGAGCUCCUGGACAACCCACAGAGGGUGGAGUCCAUGGCUCUGGAGUCCGACGAGAUCCAGAACAUCCAGCUGGAGAGAGAGAUGGCGUUGGCAUCCAACCGCAGCCUGGCUGAGCAGAACCUGGACGUGAAGCCUCGGCUGGAGGUGGAGAAGGAGGUGCUGGUGGAGAGGUAUUCUCAGCUAGAGGCCAUCAGAGAAACCUACAGACAACACUGCUCCCUGAGAGAUGGGAUGGUGGGUCAGGUGUCUCCAGAGGCAUUGUUCUCCAGACUACAGACAGAGGGCAGCAAAACAGAGGCAGAUUCAGAGACUCUAGCUGAUGAGUUUCUGGAGGGCUCUCUGCCGUUGGACUCCUUCCUCGAUGCCUUCCUCUCGCUGCGCUCCCUAGCUCACAAAAGACGGGUGAGGAUAGAGAAACUCCAGGAGAUCCUACGACAAAGGAGCGAGGGCAAUCCCAGCGCCAUGACAUCAUCAGCAGGCGUCAGCCAAGACCCCGCGGCCGCGCCUUCACCCUGGAAUCAACCGACAACAACGGCGACGACGGCCAAUCAGCAGCAGCCAAACUCGACAGCUCAGUCCUGCAGCUACCCCUCACAGCCGCCCUCCACAUCCGCAGUGGGCCCCUCCGGCCUCCCCUACAACACCCCUACCUGUCUCCCACCCAACCCCACCCCUGCGGCUGCCGCGGGCUCCGGCGCGGCCAACCCCCCGUCACAGUUCCCUCCGUACCCUGGUUCCGGUUCACCCUUCACCCCAGCAGGGAGCUACGGCCCCAGGCCUGCGUUCGGGCCUACAGCUUCAGCUGCCUGCCCCUACCCUAGCCAGCCCUCCUUCCCUACCCCGCACCCGGGCUCAGCAUUCGGCCAGUACACCCCAAGCCCCCCCCAGAGUGGCCCAGCGCCCUACCCAGCCUCCUACAGCUACGGAGGCUACAGCUACCCGGCCGGGCCGCCGUAUUCUUCUUCUCAGUCGCCAACAGGGAGACCCAUCUACAGACCAGGAUACGGAGUCCCACAGCCGUACUCAUGAAGGCACUACUACUCCUCUCUACUUCCUCUGUCUCAGUUCUUCCCUUCUGUUGCUUUCUCACCCCUUUCUCCUCCCAGCCUCCUCUGCCCCAGGUCUCUGUCCUCCUCUGUGUUUUUACCUUUCUACCCUCCCUCUCUCAUUCUCCCAUGCUGAGGGGUCUCUCGCUUUACUUAUCUUUGUUGCACUAUUUCUCCCUUUCUCUGAAUACAAGUCUUUCUUUCUUCCCUCUCUCUUUCACCCUACGAUCCAGCGACUCCCCAACACUAGUCUCAGGUUGUUGCGUUGUGUUUAAGUGUUACAACACUUGUAUCUGUCCCUUCAUACCCUCCCUCUCCAUUGCUCCCUUUUUCUUCCAUUUCUUGUGUGUGGGUGUGUGUUGCUAUUUGGCAAUCAGAAAGUCCUUAUAAACAACAAGUGCACUCCCCCUUAUGACAAAUACAUUAAAAAAAAUGUAUACCACCAUAUCAGUGUCUAAUAGCUGUCUGACCACAAUCUGUCUGGGUCACAUUGUUGUUCAUUAAGAAAAGCACCCUAAUGGAAGAUGUAUGUCCAUGGCUCUUAGGCUCAUACAUUGCAAUUAAAUUGGCAAGUAGAUGGCUGGUUAUAAUAAUGGAUCUUAUAUUAAGUCAAUCUAAGAUGCAGGGCUUUGGGAACACCUCCUCCUCCUAGCUGCUUGGCUCUUCCAUCCAUGUGGCUGGGGGCUUUCAUAAUGCACAAUCACCUGUGGGCAGAAGAAGAACCAGUAAUUUCUAUUGGUCAACCAAAGAAGCUGUGGCGACGGCAGCGCUUCCCUUUAACGUUAGGGUUGGAAGAGGAAGUUCGCUGCAGCUGUGUGUCAGCUGCUGGGCCCCCUUUAAUCGCUGUAAAGGCCCAGUCACACCAACAGGUGCUGGACAUGGUGCCAGGAGCAACACCCAAAGCCUAAACCACACUUUCUAAGCCUUCGUUUGUUUCCCACAGUGCAGUCUAGCUCUACAUUCAAGACAGUUGCUUGUAGAGCUUAGAUAACUUGUUAAAAAUUAAUGAGAGCGACAUCUUUCACACUGCACAAAGUCAUCUGAUCCAGAGAAAUAAUGAAAAAGUGUAGCUAAAAUUAAUUUAUAUGGGGCUUUAACAAAGCAUAUGUUAAAUUAGUAGCUUAUCCCACAAACAUCACCGUGCUGCCGUGGAAGUCAGUUAUCCUGGGUUCCAGCAAAUACACAGAGCCGGGCAGGCCUGUCUGUCAUUGACACAUGCAAAUCUUGAAUGUGCAGUGUAAGGACCACUGUAGUAACACCUUGAUACCUGGUGGAGACUGGUGGUUUGAACCAAGCAUAUAAGCAUAUUCUGGCUCUUUGUUCCCACUCUGUCUGUCUGCCCCCCCCCCCCCC
Messenger RNA from Etheostoma spectabile (orangethroat darter), 3137 nucleotides. It is a transcript of the gene vps37c, whose product is annotated as VPS37C subunit of ESCRT-I. Gene Ontology annotation, cellular component: ESCRT I complex. The coding region runs from base 700 to 1767 and encodes 355 amino acids. The transcript has 5 exons. The record is from RefSeq and is a predicted model, not a curated record. Gene Ontology annotation, biological process: ubiquitin-dependent protein catabolic process via the multivesicular body sorting pathway; protein targeting to membrane; protein targeting to vacuole. NCBI's taxonomy places the organism in Eukaryota, Metazoa, Chordata, Actinopteri, Perciformes, Percidae.